AUGCUGACGGCAAACUUAUUGCCUUCAACUGUGCAGGAACGCUAAUAACUGAACGAUUCGUUUUAACAGCUGCACACUGUACAGGAGACUCAAUGAUAGGAGUAAGAUUGGGAGAAUAUGAUUUGCAGAGGAAAGAAGAUUGCGAUCUUGCCACAGGUUAUUGCGCUCCUCCAACUCAAGAUUUCCUGAUUGAAUCGGUUUUCAUUCAUCCACAGUAUAAAGCGAAUAGACUGCUCAACGAUAUUGCUUUGAUAAAAUUAUAUGGAACCGCAGAUUUAAGUUAUGAAAAUGUGAAACCAAUCUGUUUACCUACACAAGAUGAUGAGAUGAAUGGACACGUCGCUGUUGUAUCAGGAUGGGGUGUAACUGAAAAUCAAACCCGAAGCCCAAUUCUGCGACAGGUACCUGUAGAAGUGAUUGAGUUUUCCGAGUGCCAAAAGAUAUAUCGACCGAAAGUGCCUCUCACCAGAAAUCAGGUUUGUGCGGGAAUAUCCGGCGAAAAAAACUCAUGUGCUGGAGACAGCGGUGGCCCACUCAAAUACGUGGGACCAGUACAUGGAUCUCCACGAUUCAUUCAGUAUGGAAUUGUGUCAUAUGGACCAAGAAAAUGUGGAACAGAUGGGGAACCCGAUAUCUAUACAAAAAUUUUCAGUUACAUGAAUUGGAUUUUGGAUCAUCUAGAUAAAUAGUAGGCUUGAAAUUAGAGCUAUCUUCUGCACAUCACCAGAAGAUGGGAAAUGAGACUCUGCCGAAACGUCGUUAAAAUGAUCCUUGUAAUGAUCAAAAACACAGAACACGGAAUGAAACCACGAAAAACUACUUAUCAUCCCCUGUUCGUGAUAAUCUUCGAUUGAACAUUAGAAGGGCCCCCUUCUCUGGAUAACUAAUUUUGGAAUAUCAUGUACAGAAAUGGCUUUUAAUGUGAUACUUGCAUUAUGCAAGCUAAGGAUUAACGAAUACUUACCUUUAAAAAUUAACACCCAAUUGAUGAAUUAUCUGUUCAUGAAGCCCUAUUAUCUUAUAAGUUGUUUUAUUAUGUUAUAGGUUAUUUAUUGAUGAAAAAUAUACAAAUUAACAGUUUUUACCUUACUUUUUUGCGUUGAGAAAUACAUAAAUAUACUCUUUUUUCUCCUGAAUAGUCGAAUAGCUUUUAUUGAAAUCGUUGAUUUUUUUAUACACUAUAAGAAAUAUGACGUUAUUUUCGAAACUGCCAAAUCCCAGAGAUUUGGACUAUUUUACAUUAUCUGCAAUCCAUUCUAAGUAUCUGUCUACCCUGGUGUAAAUGGGUGGCAGUUCUUUGAUCCCGCACGUCAAAGUGGACGCAAAAGAUACGAUCCCGAUUUGGAAAUUCCUCAGUUCUCCGUCAACGUCAACAGUCGAAUUAAUCAAAGGACCUCCACUAUCACCUUUACAAGCGUCUUCUUUCUUUCCAUUGGCACAUAAUUGGCUCCCAGUGAUUGGUUGCACCUAGAAAUAUUGAACAAUCUAUAUAUACAAUAUUAUUUUGGUAACACGAAACAAGUGUUGGCUACAUACUUCUCCAUCAUUAUACGCAAAUUAUGGGAAUAAGACGAGUGGUCUUAUUUCGAAACUUCAAAGUCCGUCAUCUAGGAUGAUAGUAUUCUAUGUAAGUGAAAUGUUAUAUCAUGAUAUUGUGUAGUGUUCCUUGAAAUGAUAUCGGAUUGAAUUCCAUUACGAAUGUUUGGAGUACAAACUGAAUAGGAAAAGUUAUUUUCUUAUGACUAAAAGUUUAUGAGAUUAAUUGUAUUGAGGGACCUUUUUUCUUCC
Messenger RNA from Leptinotarsa decemlineata (Colorado potato beetle), 1788 nucleotides. RefSeq names its product phenoloxidase-activating factor 3. The record is from RefSeq and is a predicted model, not a curated record. Gene Ontology annotation, molecular function: serine-type endopeptidase activity. Gene Ontology annotation, biological process: proteolysis. NCBI's taxonomy places the organism in Eukaryota, Metazoa, Arthropoda, Insecta, Coleoptera, Chrysomelidae.